This is a messenger RNA of Coprinopsis cinerea okayama7#130, 531 nucleotides long. RefSeq lists its product as hypothetical. Lineage: Eukaryota; Fungi; Basidiomycota; Agaricomycetes; Agaricales; Psathyrellaceae. The transcript is spliced from 2 exons. Bases 1 to 531 code for a protein of 176 amino acids. The record is from RefSeq and is a predicted model, not a curated record.
AUGGACUUGAACAAGGACAGAACCAACGACGUCGCCAUCCGAACUCUCAACUCUCUCGACGACUUUUGGAACAUAUUGCUCCCUCCCAGUCUGCACCCAGGACCGCCUAUUGAACCUCCUUCCAUAGUCGAUGCCCGAGAGGAUGGCUAUCUUCCACAUGAAUGGCUGGGGGAAAUUAUCGAGGAUGCGGAUCCCCGGGUAUACAAUGAUUGGCUUGAACGAGACGUGCAGGAAGCUGUCGUUGCCGCCGGACCUCUGCUUAAGCCGUACGACUACCAUUUCGAUGUCAUGGAAAUUAUAACCUUCUAUGCUGUCACUUUGGCCCGCCUGUACCAGGCGCCGCAAACUAUUCCCAAGGGGGAAAUGGACACAGUCUCCGACGACAACGUUACCACACGCCAACCGAACUUCGAAAUGUUCUGGAAGGGAAUGAAAGAGAUUUUGGAACCUUACCUCAAUGAGGAACGUGUGGGACCAAUGAACACGUACGACGAACGUCGCACAGUCCAUUUUGGAAACUCGGGCCAGUGA